AUGACCGCGCAUCCGUCGCUCAGCGUGCAGCCAAACGCGCACGUGCGGCGCAUCCUAUGGGAGGAUGGGGGCGACGCCCCGACGGCGAAGGGCGUGGAGUUCUCGGUCGGGGGUGGGUCGCAAAAGGCAGUCGCCACCGCCAACAAGGAGGUUGUCUUGUGCGCCGGCUCGAUCGCCUCGCCGAUGCUGCUGCAGCUGUCGGGCGUCGGGCCUCCAAAGCUGCUCUCGGAGCUCGGCGUGGGGGUGGACCACAUGGAGGUCUACCAGAGCUACGAGGUGCUGAAGCCCGUCUCGCUCGCCUCGCACCUCUCGCUCGCGGGCAAGGGCUCCCUCGGCGCCCACUGGCUGGUCACCAAGGAGGGGCUCGGCGCGACCAACCACUUCGAGGUCGGCGGCUUCGUCCGCUCGCGGCCCGGCGUCGAGGCGCCCGACAUUCAGCUGCACUUUCUGCCGAUCGGCAUGUCGUACGACGGCGUCACGCUCGCGCCGUCCUCCACGGGACACUCGAUGCAAGCUCACGUCGGCUACAACAAGUCCCCGUCGCGCGGCUACAAGAAGAAGAAUACGUAUUAUUGUAUCCAACUGGCGCUCGAGAGGACACGCUCGCCGGUGAAGCCGAUCGCCCGCUUCAACUACAUGUCGACCGACGAGGACUGGCGCGGCUUCCGCGCCGCGAUCCGGAUCACGCGCGAGAUCAUGGCGCAGCCCGCCUUUGACGGCUUGUGCGGCGACGAGAUCCAGCCGGGCUACGCGGCGCAGACCGACGCAGAGGCAAGCCCGCCGCGAGCGUGGUCCCCGCCGCGAGGCCCGAGAGGAGGCGGCCGAGAGAUCGACGAGUUUCUUAUCGAGCACCUCGAGUCUGCCUACCACCCGUGCGGCACCUGCAAGAUGGGCCCAGCCUCGGACCCCACCGCCGUCGUCGGCGCUGACGGCGCCGUCCACGGCGUCCGCAAGCUGCGCGUGGUGGACGCGUCCCUCUUCCCUGUCAUUCCGAACGGCAACCUGAACUCGCCCACCAUCAUGACGGCGGAGAAAAUGGCGGACCACAUCCUCGGCCAGGGCAUGCUCCCGCCCGACACCGCGCAGGCGGCGAAGACGUGGGUCGACCCCGAGUGGCGCUCGCGGCAGCGGGAGAGGGCACCGAAGGUCAAGACGUGGGAUGGCGUGUUUUGA
Emiliania huxleyi CCMP1516 is the source of this 1173-nucleotide messenger RNA. Its product is annotated as choline dehydrogenase. The record is from RefSeq and is a predicted model, not a curated record. The transcript has 8 exons. Lineage: Eukaryota; Haptophyta; Isochrysidales; Noelaerhabdaceae. Bases 1 to 1173 code for a protein of 390 amino acids. Gene Ontology annotation, molecular function: oxidoreductase activity, acting on CH-OH group of donors; flavin adenine dinucleotide binding.